Molecule: messenger RNA, 537 nt
Organism: Emiliania huxleyi CCMP1516
Lineage: Eukaryota; Haptophyta; Isochrysidales; Noelaerhabdaceae
Exons: 13
Coding region: 1-537 (178 amino acids)
Source: RefSeq, a predicted model, not a curated record
AUGGUGGUGGUGGCGGCGGCGGCGGCAGUGGCGGCAGUGGCGGCGGCGGUGAUGGUGGUGGUGGCGGCGGCGGCGGCAGUGGCGGCAGUGGCGGCGGCGGCGCGCCUUCGCGAGGGCCUCCUUGCCGCCGCCGCUGCCCGAGGCCCGCUCCACGGCCUGGCGUUGCGUGCCUUCGGCGAGUGGGUGUCGCGCCGCGGCUACAAGUACGUCGUGGACGGCGCAAACGUGGCGUACCGCAACCAAAACUACGACGGCGGACGCUUCUCGCUGGAGCAGGUGGGCCUCCUGCUCGACGUGGGCCUCCUGCUCGACGUGGGCCUCCUGCUCAACGAGCUGUGGGCCUCCUGCUCGACGAGCUGUGGGCCUCCUGCUCAACGAGCUGUGGGCCUCCUGCUCAACGAGCUGUGGGCCUCCCGCUCAACGAGCUGUGGGCCUGCUGCUCAACGAGCUGUGGGCCUGCUGCUCGACGAGCUGCGCAGGAGAUCGGGGGGAGCCGCGCCGCUGCUCGUGCUGCCAAAGGUCUGCAUUGCGCUAUGA